Oppia nitens is the source of this 534-nucleotide messenger RNA. Its product is annotated as beta-1,4-mannosyltransferase egh-like. Gene Ontology annotation, cellular component: cytoplasm. Gene Ontology annotation, molecular function: beta-1,4-mannosyltransferase activity. The record is from RefSeq and is a predicted model, not a curated record. NCBI's taxonomy places the organism in Eukaryota, Metazoa, Arthropoda, Arachnida, Sarcoptiformes, Oppiidae. Bases 1 to 534 code for a protein of 177 amino acids. The transcript has a single exon.
AUGUAUGAGCUAUCGUCAAAUGUUAAGCACAGUUUGCACUGUAUUUUAGUGUUGUUAACAAUCAUUGGCUAUGAGUUGUCGUAUUAUAAAAAUCCUAAUAUUACUGACAAAUCGGUCAGUAAUUUGUUUGCCGAUUAUGACCACUGGACAGCAUUGGCUAUAUUUAUCUAUAAUUUAUUAGAUAUAGUUAUAUCAGUGCCAAACACUUUUUUAAACAUUUUUGGUUUAGUUUUGUACAAUGCUUUCCGAUCAGAGAUUAAGAUUAAAGCGUUGAAAAAUAUUCAGAAAAACAUACCAUUUCUAUGCAUACGUGUUGUCACGCGUGGAGAUUAUCCACAAUUGGUCCGCAAGAAUGUCGAUCGCAAUAUGAAAACAUGUUUAUCGUCAGGUCUUAGAGAUUUUAUUAUCGAAGUGGUCAAUGAUCGGACCAUUGGUCUCAAAACGAGUACAAAAAUACGUGAAUUGGUUGUACCCGACGGCUACCGAACAAAAAGCGGCGCUCUUUUUAAGACCAGAGCUUUGCAAUAUUGUUAG